Molecule: messenger RNA, 1235 nt
Organism: Myxocyprinus asiaticus (Chinese sucker)
Lineage: Eukaryota; Metazoa; Chordata; Actinopteri; Cypriniformes; Catostomidae
Product: peroxisomal membrane protein 11C-like
Exons: 5
Coding region: 168-911 (247 amino acids)
Biological process (GO): peroxisome fission
Cellular component (GO): peroxisomal membrane
Source: RefSeq, a predicted model, not a curated record
UGUUCAAAGUCCAAAAAUGCAAGACUGGAGCAGAAAGAGCGAAUAUUGAAGUAGUAAAACACACAAUAUGUGCAUUAAAUUAAGCAAAAUUCGUAACAGGGUGAGCUAAUGUGCUGUGCGAAGUUCGAGAAAAGAGAAGUAGCUGUCUUAGUGUUGUGGGUGUGCAGAUGAGAAUUGCAUGCAGAAUGCAGAAUUCAGUUGAAUCCCUGAUAAAUGUUUUAGAGUCCUACAGAGGAAGAGAUAAAGUGAUCAGGAUUCUGUGCUAUGGAUCUCAGCUGUUAGGUGGAGUUCUAUCUGGCAAGAACUCACAGUCUUCAUUGGGGAGAAGUCUCCUGCUCUUCUCUGCUCAGUUGAGUCAGUGCAGAACCACACUCAGGCUCUUUGAUGACCUGUCCAUGUUGGCAUACUCAACGAACUAUGGGUUAGGAUCCACGGAGGAGGAUGCUUUGGUGCGUUGGAUGUCCAUUCUGAAUAAUGUAGCUGAUCAGUUGUAUUACCCCUGCGAGCACAUCGCCUGGGCAGCAGACGCGGAACUCAUCAAAACCAAAUCUGACAGGUGGUGGGUGCUGAGCACAGUCCUCUGGGGCAUGUCGCUGCUCUUGAGUGUACUCAGAUCCAUUAGACUUGUCUGGAUUCUGAAGAAGAAAGUGCAAAAGUGUCAAAGGGCAGGUUCAACUGACAGCAGGGAGGAAGCAUUUGCUCACAGAGCUACUCUCCGGAGGCAGAUCCAGAGGGAAGUCUUCAGUAUCCUGAGCAGCCUGGCAGAUCUCAGCAAUGCCAUUCACUGGAUGCCGCCUGGAUUUCUUUGGGCUGGGCGGUUUCCUCCGUGGCUGGUGGGACUGAUGGGAACAACCUCGUCUCUGAUCGGCCUGCUGCACUUGAGUUCCAGUGAUCAAGGGGCAUGUUCCUGACUAAUGUGUUGAUGGAUGGUUUUACACUUCAAAUCUGUGGCAGACACUCAUGUUGAUUCCAAACCUGUGAAUAAUUUGCCUUUAAAUAAAUGGCUGCCGCUUGCUUUGGUGAAUCAGCACUGACAGAUAGAACAGCAGCUGUUGUAUUUAGCCAUGUGAAAUUUUAAACAGUUGUCUAGAACUGUUGUUAAUUCUGCACUGGAAAUGAAUAGUUAAAUGUACUAUUACAUUUUAAAUAGAUUCAUACUCUUAUAAAGAGAUAUUAUGCAUUUAGAUGCUCAUGCAUUAUGCAAAAUAAAUUAUUUUUUCAGUGAUUGUUAUAAA